AUGUCAGAAAGGGAUUCUAGAAAGACUGAAGGUGAGUCACUAGGUUUUGCAUUGGGACAGACAAACCGAGAAAAUAAUGCAGUAAUGUGUACUCCUACUCCUAUGAUAAAUCUGACGUUACCAACUCCAGAUACCUUCUCUUUUACUCCGAAUGAGUGGCAUUCCUGGAGGAAUCGCUUUCAAAGGUACAGACGGGGGUGCGGUCUAGAUAGCACUUCCGACGCUCGGCAAAUCGAUGUACUUUUGUUUACAAUGGGUAGUAGGAGUGAAGAUAUUUUCGAUUCGUUUUCACCAAAACCGAAUACUUAUGACGAGGCUCUUCGGGCCUUUGAUGCAUACUUUGUGCCAAGACGAAAUAUCAUUUAUGAGAGAACAAAAUUUCUGAGACACAAGCAAGGGAGUGAUCCAUCUGAAAAAUUCAUAACAGAUUUGCAUGGUCUUGCAAAAACGUGUGCAUGGGGUGAACUGAACGAUGAGAUGGUGCUUCUGGUCCUCAUUAUUGGUAUGAAAGAUGAGGCUCUAAGUGAUAGACUCCAGCUGGACUCUCAAUUGACUCUGGAGAAGGCGAUUAAUACCUUGCGCCAACACGAGGAGCUAGAACGCCAAAAACGUGAGCUCGCCAAUACUAAUGUUUUUAUGGUGAAUCAAACGUCAAUACAAGUCGGUAAAACAAAUCUGUCUGAAAGAGCUGGUGAACAGAAAUUCACCGAGGAUGCUAUGAGAAAAAAGUGCAGGAAAUGUGGUUAUAACUGGCACGGAUCACUGGCCGAAUGCCCUGCUAGGAAAGCCAAAUGUGACAAAUGUUCCGAGAUUGGACAUUUUUUUCGAUGUUGUCCCUCCUGCGAAAAGUGGAUGAGAAAAAACAAAAACGUUGUUAAGGAAAUCGAACAGCAAGAUUCAGACAGUGGUUAUCAACAGGUUCCUGAGAUUUUCAUAGGGAAUAUAGACAGCAGUGACAAAGCCUGGGUCCAGGAGGUAAAAGCAAGCUGUGGAAACCAAGAUUUAGGUCUUAUAAAAUUUAAACUUGACACAGCAGCUGAUGUAACCAUGAUUCCAGUAGGAGUUCUUGGUGAUUUUAUUAAGACUCUGCCUCUAGGAAAGUGCAAAUCCCCUGUGUUUAGCGCAAAGAAGAAAGAACGAAUCAAUAUUUUGGGAACUUUAAGGCUAAAGCUUGAACAUAAGGGUGUAUCAGUUUAUGAUCUUGCGUAUAUUUCUGAGGAGAUCACUGUUCCACUUCUUAGCAGACGUUCCUGUGAAGAGCUGAACCUGGUGAGGAGAAUUUUUUCUGUAGAUUCACAUGAUAUUGACUGGGCUACUAAGUAUCCUAAUUUAUUUCAAGGGCUGGGAAAUAUGAAGGGAGAGUACAAGAUUGAAAUGAAGGAGAAUGCAGUUCCUUACGCUAUAUCCACCCCCAGGGUUGUACCAAUACCUUUAAAAACCAAGGUGAAAGAGCAGUUAGACGAUAUGCUUGAGAAAGGAGUGAUUGUUCCAGUUGAACGUUAUCAAUGUGUCAAUGUGACUGAUUGGUGCGCACCAAUGGUAGUUUGCGCAAAAAAGGGAGGUGGGGUUAGGAUCUGCGUAGACCUAUCCAAACUCAACAACAGUGUGAAACGUCGGUUUUAUCCUAUCCCAAAGAUCGAACUUUCAUUGGCCGAGAUCGCGGGAGCCAAGUACUUCAGCAAGAUCGAUGCGAAUUCCGGGUUCUGGCAACUGAACCUUGCAGAGGAGUCACAAGAUUACACAACAUUUAUCACCCCUUUUGGGAGGUAUAAAUUCCGUAAGUUACCUUUUGGAAUUACGUCCGCUCCUGAAGAGUUUCAGCGCCGCAUGUCAAAAGCUUUAGAAGGGGCAAAGAACUGUUUAGUGCACAUUGACGACUGUCUGAUAUGGGGAAGAACGAAAGAAGAACACGACGAGUGUCUUAGGGCCGUUCUAGAGAGAGUGCAAGCUAAUGGAAUCACCUUGAAUAAGCAGAAGUCGGAGUUCUGCAAGAAGACUGUGACAUUUCUGGGGUUUGUGCUGUCUAAGGACGGAAUCAAGCCUGAUCCAAGCAAGCUCUCACCGAGGCUACAGCGGUUCCGAAUGCGUAUGAUGAGAUACGAUUAUCGCAUGACCUGGACCCCAGGAAAAGACCUUGCCAUAGCAGAUCUACUAUCAAGAAGUCCUAUUCCGGCUGACGAAGAUGGCGAAUUGACCGAAGAAGUGGAAGCCUUCGUCCACGAAAUCAGUCUGAUUAGUAUAAACACUACAGAUGAAAAUGUGACAAAGGUACUUCACUCACAAAUGAGAGAUCCAAUCUGUGCACAACUUAAGUUACAAAUUUUAGACGAAUGGCCUGUAAAAUCAAGUUUACGUAAUGAGAUUCAAGAGUACUUUAAUGUGAAAGACGAGUUAAGUUGUAUUGAUGGGCUAUUGCUUCGAGGAACUCGGAUGAUAAUACCUCAAGAACUACGAGCGGAAAUGCUCGAGAGGCUUCACAGUGGACACUUGGGAAUCACAAAAACGAGGAAACGUGCUUUGGGAACCAUGUGGUGGCCUGGAAUUUCUCAAGAAAUAGAAAGGAAAAUCAAAUCGUGUCCAGUGUGUAUUCAGAACUCAACUAAUCACAGUGAACCAUUGAUUCCGAGAACUGUCCCGGAUUACCCGUGGCAAAAUGUGUCUGUUGACUUGUUCAAACACGAAGACAAGUGGUAUAUGGUUAUCGUGGAUCACUACUCAAGAUACUUUGAAGUCGAGGAAAUGCAUCGAAUGAGGGCUUCAGAUGUGAUUCGGGUUUGCAAAACCACAUUUUCACGUUUUGGAAUUCCUCAACGUGUUUAUUCAGAUAGUGGGACACAAUUUCACCAUAUUGACUCAAGUGAAUAUAAAUUGUUUGCAAAGGAGUGGGGGUUCUCCACAUUCAGAAGUAGUCCCCACCACCAUCAGGGAAAUGGGGCAGCUGAAGCAGCUGUGAAAGUAGCAAAAGGGCUAAUGAAGAAAAACAAGGAUAAAUUUGAACUUGCCCUACUUUCUUACCGGACCUCACCUCUUGAAACCGGCUUUUCCCCAUCUGAACUUAUGUUUGGAAGGAAAUUAAGAGACAAUCUUCCAUCUACUUUGGUUGGAAAUCCUGUGGAAAAUAAGAAUUUUCUUGAGAGGGAGAAUACGUACCAGAAUAAGUACAAGAUACAAUUUGAUAAACGACAUGGAGCGAGUGGUUUAAGUGAAUUAGAAGUUGGAAGCAUGGUAUGGAUCACAGAUCUACGUCGACACGGUAAGGUAGUCAGGAAAUUGAACGAACCACGUUCCUACCUUGUGGAAACUGACAAGAGAACUAUUCGCCGAAACAGGAAGUUCUUAGUUCCUGUACCGUACUACGGAGGAGAUGGAAUUCUUUCAAACGUUCAUCCAUGGUCCUUAAUCGUCCAUGCAACUCACGUGAUCGUCCAGGAGCUGGCACAGUAA
Macrosteles quadrilineatus (aster leafhopper) is the source of this 3444-nucleotide messenger RNA. RefSeq lists its product as uncharacterized. The record is from RefSeq and is a predicted model, not a curated record. Lineage: Eukaryota; Metazoa; Arthropoda; Insecta; Hemiptera; Cicadellidae. Bases 1 to 3444 code for a protein of 1147 amino acids. The transcript has 2 exons. Gene Ontology annotation, biological process: DNA integration. Gene Ontology annotation, molecular function: nucleic acid binding.